Molecule: messenger RNA, 4131 nt
Organism: Stomoxys calcitrans (stable fly)
Lineage: Eukaryota; Metazoa; Arthropoda; Insecta; Diptera; Muscidae
Gene: Mdr49
Product: multidrug resistance protein homolog 49
Exons: 11
Coding region: 142-4098 (1318 amino acids)
Biological process (GO): transmembrane transport
Cellular component (GO): membrane
Molecular function (GO): ABC-type transporter activity; ATP hydrolysis activity; ATP binding
Source: RefSeq, a predicted model, not a curated record
AAUGUUGGAACUCUGUCUGCAAAUAUUGAUACGUAUCAAAGGGACCAACAUCGGCUAAUACAUUUAACCCCGCCAGUCAAACCGAUUCAUUUGUGUUUGAAAUUUUUGGAUAUAUGAGCCAUUCAUCGAAUCUUGUAGAAAAUGAAGAAUAAAUCAAAAAGGAAAUAUGAUUUGGAACAAAUAACCAGACCAUCAACUGGAAAGGAAGUGCUAAAGACAAAUGCUAAGCCUGAAAAAGCACCAGGAAUAUCAUUUUUCCAAUUGUUCCGCUAUUCCACUGUUUGUGAACGAUUUCUUAUAGGUCUUGGUAUUAUAUGCGCAUCAGUGGGUGCAGGAGGUAUGCCCUUUUCCAUUGUUAUUUAUGGUGAAUUUACAUCUCUGCUAGUUGAUCGAACUGUGGCUAAUGGCACAUCAUCUUCGACAUUAUUGCUGCACAUUUUCGGAGGUGGCAGAAAACUAACCGAUGCCUCAUACGAAGAGAAUAUGCAGGCGAUACGGGAAGAUGCAUUGGCGUUUGGUUUAGGCUCAUUAGCUGGAGUUGUGGCCAUGAUAAUUGUGAUAGCCAUAGCGGUGGAUAUCCUAAACAGAGUUGCUAUGAAACAGCUUGGCCGCAUUCGGAAAAUCUACCUGGAAUCAAUUCUGAGACAAGAUAUGUCAUGGUUCGAUACCACCUCGGGCAAAAAUUUUGCCAGCCAAAUGUCAGAGGAUCUCAACAAAAUGAAGGAGGGAAUCAAUGAGAAAAUUGCCAUCUUUGUGUAUCUCGUGAUGACCUUUGUUAUAGGCAUUGUAGCCUCUUUCGUCUAUGGCUGGAAGUUAACCCUAGUAAUACUGGCCACAUGUCCCCUUAUCAUUCUCUCCACAGCAAUGGUGGCCAAGAUACAGAGCUCGCUAACAGAGAAGGAGCUAAAGGCCUAUUCGGGUGCCGGUUCGGUGGCCGAAGAGGUGUUGGGGGGUAUUCGUACUGUCUUUGCUUUCAGUGGCGAACGCAAGGAGCAGGAGCGUUUUGCUGCUCGGCUUCUGCCAGCAGAAGUUGUGGGUCGUAAAAAGGGCCUGUAUUCGGGCAUAGGAGCGGGCACCAUGUGGUUUCUCAUCUACUGCUGUUAUGCCAUUGCCAUGUGGUAUGGUGUAAAUUUAAUUCUGGAAGAACGCUUUGAGGAGGACAGGCAUUAUACCCCUGCAGUUUUGGUCAUCAUAUUGUUUGGCGUUAUAAUGGGGGCUCAAAACCUGGGUUUUUCUUCGCCCCACUUGGAAUCCUUUGCAACGGCUCGAGGAGCUGCUUACAGCAUAUUUUCCACCAUCGAUCGUAAAUCUUCUAUUGAUCCAUUCGAUGAGGGAGGUGAUAGACCCCAAGAGGUGGUGGGAAAUAUUGAAUUUGAAAAUAUUUACUUCCGUUAUCCGGCCCGUGCCGAUGUGGAAGUCCUCAAGGGCCUAUCGCUGAACAUCAAGCGAGGACAGACAGUGGCUUUUGUGGGUCCCUCAGGAUGUGGCAAAUCCACAGCUAUGCAGCUGAUGCAACGUUUCUAUGAUCCUUUGCAGGGUUCUGUGAAGUUGGAUGGCAAAGAUUUACGCAGCCUAAAUGUGGCUUGGCUGCGCUCCCAAAUCGGCGUAGUGGGUCAAGAACCUGUCCUAUUUGCCACCACAAUUGAGGAAAAUAUACGCUAUGGCAAGCCCGAUUGUACCAUGGAAGACAUAGAGAAAGCAGCGCGCAUAGCCAAUUGCCAUGACUUCAUUAUCCGACUGCCCCAAGGCUAUCAGACAUUGGUGGGGGAGCGGGGAGCCCAAAUGUCAGGAGGGCAAAAACAACGUAUAGCCAUAGCCCGUGCUCUUAUCAGGGAUCCCAAAAUACUGCUCUUGGAUGAGGCCACCUCUGCCUUGGACCCCACAUCAGAGCGUCGUGUGCAAGAUGCCUUGGAGGUGGCCAGCAAAGGCAGGACCACUUUGGUGGUAUCCCAUCGCCUUUCCACCAUAACCAACGCGGACAAUAUUGUCUUUGUCAAAGACGGAGUGGUGGCAGAGCAGGGCACUCACGACGAGCUCAUGGCCAGGGGUGGUUUGUACUAUCAACUCGUAAAGAUCUCCCAGCGCAGGGAACAAGUCAAUGCAUCAACAGAGAAAUCUCAUUACGAAUUUCAUAAGAAUCACAACUCGAAGAAGGAUGAGGACAUCGACUUCAAUGAUGACGACUCUGACGAGUCUGACUCCGAUGAAGGGUAUGUUGGCAAUGGGGACUUGAAUGUACAACAAACAAAACAAGGGGUGGAUAACAAAGGAUACGAACACGACAUUGGCGAGAAAAAGAAAUCUCGAAAAAAGAAGAAGUCAAAGGAGGAGGAAAAAUAUAAAAUUUCCUUUCUCCAACUGAUGCGUUUGAAUGGCCCAGAAUGGAGAUUUCUGGUAGUCGGCUGCAUAGCCUCCAUGAUGCAUGGCGCCACCUUUCCUGUGUGGGCAGUAUUUUUUGGCGAUUUCUUUGGGAUUUUAGGAGACGAAACUGAUGAGGUUAUCAAAUCGGAAGCCAAUUUCCUUUCUUAUAUGUUUUUGACCAUAGGUGUCAUUGCCGGAGUGGGAACAUUGCUGCAGUCUUACAUGUUUAAUACGGCCGGAGUGAAAAUGACCUCGCGUCUUAGGAAUACGACCUUCCAAACUCUGUUGAGCCAAGAAAUCGGUUAUUUCGAUGAUCCCAAAAAUUCGGUGGGUGCACUUUGUGCACGUUUGGCAGGCGAUUGUUCCAAUGUGCAGGGAGCUACUGGUGCUCGCAUUGGUGUAAUAGUCCAGGCUAUGUCUACCAUUAUGGUUGGCGUAAUCGUGGCCUUCUUUUACUCUUGGAAUAUGACUUUGGUCACUUUGAUCACAGUGCCAUUUGUAUGUUUUUCCAUAAUACUGGAAGCCCGAUUCACUGAGACCUUUGUAUUGGACGAGAAAGCUUCCAUGGAAAGGGCCUCACAAGUGGCUGUGGAAGCCAUAUCGAAUAUUCGCACCGUUACCAGUUUGGGUCAAGAGCGUGACAUUGUACAGCGCUACAAUGAGCAAAUCGACUUGGUAAAUGAAGCAUGUGUGAAAAAACUACGCUACCGCGGCAUGAUCUUUGGCUUGGGUCAAUCUGCUCCACUUCUGGCUUAUGGCAUAUCCCUGUACUAUGGAGGACUGUUAGUAGCCGAUGGCAAAAUUGAUUAUGCGAAUAUUAUAAAGGUCUCAGAGGCUUUAAUUUUUGGUUCUUGGAUGUUGGGUCAAGCUUUGGCAUACACCCCAAAUGUGAAUGAAGCUAUCCUGUCUGCGGGUCGUCUGUUGAAACUGUUUCAACGCGUGCCUAAUAUGCAAAAUCCUGCAUCGGCGCCCUAUAACACAUCCGAGAAAUGUGAUGGCGACAUUACCUAUGACCAGGUCUACUUUGAAUAUCCCACCAGAAAAGGCAUACCUAUCUUGGAUAAUUUCAAUUUGAAAAUUCCCAAAGGCAAUACUGUGGCUUUGGUGGGACCAUCAGGGUCUGGCAAAUCCACUUGUGUCCAAUUGCUCUUGCGCUACUAUGACCCUGUGCAUGGUACGGUCAAUCUCAGCAACACUUCAACCACCGAAUUCCCCAUUGACUCCUUGCGCUCCAAAAUGGGUCUUGUCUCUCAGGAACCUGUGCUCUUUGAUCGUUCCAUUGCCGAGAACAUAGCCUAUGGCGAUAAUUUCCGCAACAAUAUACCCAUGGCGGAGAUAAUGGAAGCUGCCAAAAAGUCUAAUGUACAUGAUUUUAUAACGUCCCUUCCCCAAGGCUAUGAUACAUCGCUGGGCAACAAGGGAACUCAGUUGUCGGGAGGACAGAAGCAGCGUAUUGCCAUAGCCAGGGCAAUGGUAAGAAAUCCCACCAUUCUUAUAUUGGAUGAGGCCACAUCGGCCUUGGACAUGGAGAGCGAGAAGGUGGUGCAGGAGGCUUUGGAUGCUGCUCGCAGUGGGCGAACUUGUGUGACCAUAGCACACCGUUUGACCACAGUACAUGAUGCCGAUCUAAUUUGUGUUUUGAAAAAGGGUGUCAUUGUGGAAAAAGGAACUCACGCUGAAUUGAUGGCCAAAAAAGGCUUGUACUACGAUCUGUACAUGAUGCAACAAGUAGCUUAAGAUAUUUUAAUGAAUCUUAAAUUAAUUAGAAUA